Messenger RNA from Myripristis murdjan (pinecone soldierfish), 3125 nucleotides. RefSeq names its product stearoyl-CoA desaturase 5. Gene Ontology annotation, molecular function: stearoyl-CoA 9-desaturase activity; iron ion binding. The transcript is spliced from 5 exons. Gene Ontology annotation, biological process: unsaturated fatty acid biosynthetic process. NCBI's taxonomy places the organism in Eukaryota, Metazoa, Chordata, Actinopteri, Holocentriformes, Holocentridae. Gene Ontology annotation, cellular component: endoplasmic reticulum membrane. The record is from RefSeq and is a predicted model, not a curated record. Bases 145 to 1143 code for a protein of 332 amino acids.
GCUGCCGGGAAUCUAAUGGAUCCCUGCUGCACAUCUCUCUUACAUGACCUGUUUAUUCACCUAUUGCAUUCGGUUCGGUUAUAGCCGGGGCUUUGGUGUCUGUGUUGCCCCUGUGGUGCGCUGUGUCUCCGCUGAUCCGGGUAGAUGGAGGCUGUGAUGGAUGCAGGGGUGCAUCAGGAUGGGGAGACGGUGCCUGGCGAGGCGGAGGGACUGGAGGAGAGCAACGCAGAGAAGGAGGCGUUGUGCCGGAAUGGGUACCUGCAGGGGGGCCGGUGUCAGGGCAUCGUGUGGAGAAACGUUGUCUUCAUGGCUCUUCUGCACCUCGGGGCGGUUUAUUCGCUCGUCCUGGUGCCCGGAGCGCAGCCUCUCACCUGGAUAUGGUCAUACGCGUGCUUCAUCAUCACAGCCCUGGGUGUGACAGCAGGAGCCCAUCGUCUGUGGAGCCACAGGUCCUACAAGGCCAAACUUCCUCUGAGGGUUUUCCUUGCUGCUGCCAACUCCAUGGCUUUCCAGAAUGAUAUUUUUGAAUGGGCACGAGACCACCGUGUGCACCACAAGUACUCUGAGACAGAUGCUGAUCCCCACAACGCGAUGCGGGGUUUCUUCUUUUCCCACGUAGGCUGGCUGUUCGUGCGGAAACACCGGGACGUCAUAGAAAAAGGCAAGAAGUUAGACGUCAGCGACCUCCUGGCUGACCCUGUUGUGAGGCUUCAGAGGAGGUACUACAAGACGUCAGUCCUGGUCAUGUGUUUUCUGAUUCCCACAUUAGUGCCGUGGUAUUUCUGGGGGGAAAGCCUGUGGAAUGCCUACUUCCUAGCAUCAAUCUUACGUUACACGAUCUCCCUCAACCUAACCUGGCUGGUCAACAGUGCUGCACACAUGUACGGGAAUCGGCCCUAUGACAAGAACAUCAGUCCACGAGAAAACCGCUUUGUUACUUUUGGAGCUAUUGGUGAAGGCUUCCACAACUUCCACCACACUUUCCCGUUUGACUACUCCACCAGUGAGUUCGGUCUGCGCUUGAACCCCACCACCUGCUUCAUUGACCUCAUGUGCUGGUUUGGCUUGGCCAGCAACAGGAAGAAGGCAUCAGUGGAGAUGAUUCAAGCUCGCAAACAAAGGACAGGGGAUGGGAGCGCCUGAGGAGACUACAGAUACUAACAUAAAGCGAGGGCGUCCUUACCAAGAGGGAUAUCAGGAUAUUCUCCACUUUGAGUUUUGUUUCACAUUAUGUAAUGAACAGUUUUCAUUUUUAUUUAUAGGCCAUCAAAAGGAAUAGCAUAGUUCUGUUAUUGGGUGAAAACCUCUUAUCUUCAAAAUGUAAACUGUGCAGGAGCUAAGAAACACAACUUUGUCUGCAGCUUGACGGUCACGCAUUUUUCAGUGUAAUCAGUUUUGAAAUCAUUUCAUAAACACCAGACAGGCUUUAGAAGUAGGAGAGCAUGUGAUCUCUCAGCUGGAGGUAAAACAUGGAAAUUGCCAACACUGGAAGUACAAGGUUUUCACCCUCAGUAAAUGCAUCUUCUUCAGCUUCCCAAAGAGUAUUCGUAUGGAAGUUUCAUGGCAGCGUAUUUUAUCCAUGAAUUAAUUUGUAGCCAGUCCUCCAGUGGAAACGUUGAAUACAGAGAUUUUCAGAGGUAAUUUCCCCAAAACCUGCAAAUUUGACCACUUUUGUCCUCGAUGACACCACUGUGGUCAUGUCUAUGUUGGAGGGAUGCGAUGAGACCCUUGAAUAACAAGAAGCAUCUCACCCGUUGCCUCUCACAUUUGAUUUGAUUGAUUUGAUUACACAUUAUUAUACAUGGUCACUACAGAAUAUUCAGGAUCUUAUUUCAGCAUCUCAAAUAAACCUCAAAUCACUCAGCAAUUCAUGGUGUAUGCUCUAUCGACCCCUGCAACAUCCCUCAAGGUGUCCUUCAAGGGCACAGUGCUCUUCAGGUGUGAAUUUAGGCAAACGUACAUGUGAGAGCAGCAUUUACACCAACAGCUUCAUAGCUUUUGUUCCCAUUUUGUUCCCAUUCUGGCUCACCUUCAUAUCAGAGGUGAGAGUCCUCCAUGUGGCUUGUUUACAGCUUCCUGUCCAUCAUCCCCUCACUUGCUUCCCUGGUGCGGAGAGUCUUUUUCACAUGGAAGAAGAUCAGCAUCAUGAACUUGUACCUCCAACGGGCGUUUCCCAAAUGUGGAGAGAAAUGUGAGAUACUGAAGAAAUGUUGAAUGUGAACCUUCACGGUUCUCUUGCCUUACCAUGAUGUAGAAUGUAUUUGUUUUUGGUUGUGUUUACUUGUGGGUUAUCUUGUACUGGAAUUAAAUGUGUUUGAUGGCAUUGAAAACCCCAAAAUGUUUGGAAAUGCGGGGGGAUUGCUAGAGUGUGCUAUCUUUGGACAGUAAAAGCUAAAACGUAUCUAAUCUUCUAAUCUAAACUGUUGAGAUAUCAGUGCAUAUAACAAGCAGCAAAUAAAUAUCAUUAUAAAAAGGAAUGUCCCCGUUCAGCUAGAUAGAGCUGUAUAUUAUUUCAUUAAAGAUAAGGUCACUUAUGUGUAAUAAAUUGCAAUGCAGCGUUCAGACACCUGUUUUGAUUACAGCCCCUUUUUGCUUUGAGUAUACUUUAUCAAGGAACUAAAUAAUUUUAAUAUCGACCAGCUGAUAAUGACUGGAUUGUUAUGUGUCUUUCGUCGCUUUCGACUGAUGUGAUGAAAAAUGACUCUGGACAGGGAUAGCUUAAGAAACCAGGUUCAUUAUGAUUUGUAAUGUAACGUCUCAUUACUGUCUUUGUUUAUUUAUUUAACUAAUAUGCUGAAGGUUUGGGACAUCAGAGUAAUAUAGACAGUGCAGAAACUUAUAUAAUAGCACUCUGCUUUUAUAUGUAAAUCGUACAUUUUUAUAGAUUUGCUUCAUGCUGGAAUGUUAUAUUUGAUUGCAUGUGCAUCGAAAUGUAUCUUUUGAAUCCCUCUAUUCUGUCUCUUUGAAUCAUGACUGAAAUACACCUGAACUCUCCAGCGUCCACCGGGUGAGCAUUAGGAAGCAACUUUCUCUUACAACGCUGCCAUCUAGUGUGUAUAGCUUGUAUUUCAGGCCUGACAUAUAAAUCUGUUCUGUGCUGUGCAAUAUAAAUAUUUUUCAAUAAA